This is a messenger RNA of Sardina pilchardus (European sardine), 1560 nucleotides long. RefSeq names its product nuclear autoantigenic sperm protein (histone-binding) (gene nasp). Lineage: Eukaryota; Metazoa; Chordata; Actinopteri; Clupeiformes; Clupeidae. The transcript is spliced from 14 exons. Gene Ontology annotation, cellular component: nucleoplasm. Gene Ontology annotation, biological process: DNA replication-dependent chromatin assembly; CENP-A containing chromatin assembly. The record is from RefSeq and is a predicted model, not a curated record. Gene Ontology annotation, molecular function: histone binding. Bases 126 to 1382 code for a protein of 418 amino acids.
ACAAAGAAGAAGUGAAGAAACAAGGCACGUAAACCUGCCAUCUUUUCGCAGAUUGCCAUACAUUGAGCAUAUUUCCGUUUGGAAUUGCCAUAGUCUGUGGUGUCCGUGUUCCUAACUAUCAAAACAUGCCAGAGGAAACUGCAGCUUCUUCCAGUGCCGCAAGCAUGGAUGAGAAACCCUGUUCAUCAAAUGCAGCUGCUGCAGCAGAAGGCCUAGAGGAUGUACUGGAAGAGGCCAAGAAAUUGAUUGGCACUGGAAACAGGCACAUGGUCAUGGGAGACGUAGUCUCAGCAGUCAGUGUGUUCCAGGAAGCCUGCGGCAUGCUGGCUGAGAAGUAUGGCGAUACUGCUGACGAAUGUGGAGAAGCAUUCUUCCUUUGUGGAAAAGCCUUGCUGGAACUUGCCAGGAUGGAGAAUACUGUUCUUGGCAAUGCUUUGGAUGGAGUUCCAGAGGAGUCUUCAGAGGAGGGUGAAAAACAGAAUGACUCCAAGAUUGAAAGUGCAGAUAACCUAGAUGAUGAUGAUGACGACGAUGAUGAUGACGAAGAUGGUGAUGGAAAUACUGAGGAUAAGGAGAGUGAAGAUGAAGUGGGCAACCUUCAGCUAGCAUGGGAGAUGUUGGAGGUGGCUAAAGUCAUUUACAAAAGGAAAGAAGUCAAGGAGGACCAGUUGAUGAUGGCACAGAUCUUCUUGAAGCUUGGAGAAGUUGGUACUGAAUCUGGCAACUAUGGCCAGGCCCUUGAUGACUUCCAGGAGUGCUUGGCUCUGCAGCUCAAACACCUGCCACCUCACAGUCGCCUGUUGGCAGAAACUCACUAUCAGCUGGGCAUAACCUUCAGUUUUACAGACGAAUACAAACAGGCCAUCGACCACUUCAGCAGUUCCAUUAAAGUGAUUGAGACCAGAGUGGCCAUGCUUCAGAAGGCGAUUGACAAGGCCGAGGAGGAGGCUGUGAAGGAGGAGCGAACGGAGCUGGAGGAGCUGAAGCAGCUGCUGCCUGAGAUCAAGGAGAAGGUGGAGGAUGCCAAGGAGAGCCAGAGGACGGCUGCUGCUGCUUCUGUCGCUAUUCAGCAGACCAUGGGUGGGGCCUCUACAUCUUCUGCAUUUCCAGCUGAGAACGGUGCUGCUUCAUCUUCCUCUUCCUCAGUUAUUAACCAGAUUCCAGUAAAAAAGCCAGCUGAGGGGGUGGCUACCGCCAAGCCUGCAUCAGCAUCGGACAUCUCUCACCUUGUGAGGAAAAAGAGGAAACCAGAGGAGGAGAGCCCAAAGCAGGACAGUGAAGCUAAAAAGGUCAAACAGGAGACCACAGUAAAUGGCAGCGGCGACUCCGCAAGCAACGGCAAUGGAGUUCAGGAGAAAAUGGAACAGGAGGCCUCGGCGUGAUUCCAUUUCCCUGGUGACCACCAGCGAACCCUCUACCAGCAGAGCAUGUUUCCCCCUCUUCAGACAAAACCUCUGUGUUGUAAAUAAGUCCCUUUUUUCGUCACUAUGAUCUUUUCUUCCUUGUCCAAUUUUUGUAAAAUUGUAGUAAAAAAUCAAUAAAGAAUAUUUGCAAAGCAAA